GGGGCUCGAACUCAUGGAACAUGAGAUCAUGACCUGAGCCGGAGUCGGACGCUUAACUGACUGGGCCACCCAGGUGCCCCGACAAAACAUUUUCAACAUGAAAGUUCCCCACAUCUAUUCAUUUGAUGAAAAUCAUCUUUAUUUUUCUGGAGCAAAUAGUGUUAAUGGGAAGCACCUACCCUUAACUGCAAAAAUGUAAGAGGGUUUCAUUUGGUUUUGUUUAAUGCUAAAUCUAUCUUUUUCAGCAUUGCUUUAAAACUUACAAAUGUAUAAUUAUAUGCUCACUAAGGAAUAUGUGCUCCUACUCAAAUGGGUAUUUUUCCUGCGUAAUAAAGGAUUUAUUCUUUCAAAUUGUUUUUUGUCCUGAAAAUGUGAUUUAAGCUUAUUUGAAGAAUAAACUUUAAACCCAGGUCAAAAACGUAAUCACAAGUUCAUUCUUUUGUCCUUCUAACUUUAGAAAAAGGAGAGAGAAGAGUAGUGAUUAGUGGUUUUGUAAGUUCUUCUGUUUGACUCUUAAGAAUGCUUCAAACUGUUCUUCCCUGACAUUAGAUAUGCUGGUAAUUGAAGACACUGGUGCUUUGUGUCAAAGUUCAUCCCCUACCAAAGUGCUGAUUCCAUGCCUCAUGAUAAUCAGAUGCCACUGUAGUUUGAAUCGUGGGGUCAUGCAGAACUGAAGCUUACAGAGUGUAUAUUUGCCUUCUGAAUUUCAUGUGCGUAACAUUAUUUUAGCUGUCAACCAUAUGCCAAAGAAGCUUACUUUUCGUAGAAGAAAUCAUAAGCAAACUGGUUGCAUUUACAUUUUAAAAUCAAAUUAUUAGCCAAGUCACUAGUCUCGGUCUGAGUAAACAUUAUAACAAACAUUCAGAGCGCUUUAUGUACUUGUAGAUAGGUAGAAACAGAAUGAAGUUGAUCUUUGGAUAGAGUUUUGAUGCUUUCAUCACAACUCCUCAUGGCUGCCUCAUGGGUGAGUUUUCUGUCAUUAGUAGGCAUUGUUUACAUCACAGUUAACUAGGCAGUUCUCAUCAGUCUGUGUGCUGGGCAACCAAAUGUUGUAGUUCUCUUCAAGGCAUCACAGCAUUUUGUGCUGAGCUUGCCUGUAAGCAAAAGGAUUUGUAGACUAUGUUCCCAACAAGCAUUCAGUGAAAGAAUGGACAGGAUCUGGACUGAGCGAGAAGAAAAAUUCCAGCUGAUCAAAAACAAACAAGUUUUCUAAGGUCUGUAUCCUCCUCAUCCCAGAUGGCCCUCGUUCUGCAGGCUGGCGUGAACACAUGGAACGACGGCGAAGGUUUGAGUUUGAUUUUCGAGAUCGGGAUGAUGAACGGGGUUACCGAAGGGUGCGCUCUGGCAGUGGAAGCAUGGACGAUGACCGGGACAGCUUGCCCGAAUGGUGCCUAGAGGAUGCUGAAGAAGAGAUGGGCACAUUUGACUCCUCCGGAGCGUUCCUCUCUCUGAAGAAAGUCCAGAAAGAGCCGAUUCCAGAAGAGCAGGAGAUGGACUUCCGGCCUGUAGAGGAAGCAGGGGAGUGCUCUGAUUCUGAGAGCAGCCAUAAUGAAGAAGCCAAAGAACCUGAUAAGACAAAUAGGAAAGAGGGAGAGAAGACAGAUAGAGUAGGAGUUGAAGCUAGUGAGGAGACAUCCCAGACCUCAUCAUCAUCUGCUAGACCAGGUACUCCUUCAGACCAUCAGCCUCAGGAAGCACCACAGUUUGAGAGGAAAGAGGAACCCCAAACUGAGCAAACAGAAAAAGCUGAGGAGGAGGGUCAGACGGAAAAUAGCCUGCCAACCAAAGUGCCCAGCAGAGGGGAUGAAACGGUUUCUGAUGUCCAGCAGUCCCUGUCCCAGAUUCCUUCAGAUGCAGCCUCUCCCCUUCUCAUACUUCCACCUCCUGUUCCCAGUCCUCGUCCUGCCCUGCGGCCAGUUGAAACGCCGGUCGUAGGUGCUCCUGGUAUGGGCAGUGUGUCCACAGAACCAGAUGAUGAAGAGGGCCUCAAACAUUUGGAGCAGCAAGCUGAGAAGAUGGUGGCUUAUCUCCAAGAUAGCGCACUAGAUGAUGAGAGAUUGGCAUCAAAACUGCAAGAGCACAGAGCUAAGGGAGUCUCAAUUCCAUUGAUGCACGAAGCAAUGCAGAAGUGGUAUUACAAAGAUCCUCAGGGAGAAAUUCAAGGUCCCUUCAAUAAUCAGGAGAUGGCGGAAUGGUUUCAGGCGGGCUAUUUUACCAUGUCUUUAUUGGUGAAGAGAGCGUGUGAUGAAAGCUUCCAACCUCUUGGUGAUAUCAUGAAAAUGUGGGGAAGGGUUCCCUUCUCUCCCGGUCCAGCUCCCCCUCCUCAUAUGGGAGAGUUGGACCAGGAACGACUGACCAGGCAGCAGGAGCUCACGGCCUUGUACCAGAUGCAGCACCUUCAGUACCAGCAGUUCUUGAUACAACAACAAUAUGCGCAGGUUUUGGCUCAACAACAGAAAGCAGCCCUGUCUUCGCAGCAGCAGCAACAGUUGGCACUUCUUCUCCAACAGUUCCAGGCUCUGAAGAUGAGAAUAUCUGAUCAGAACAUCAUUCCUUCAGUAACUAGGUCUGUGUCAGUGCCAGAUACUGGUUCUAUCUGGGAGCUUCAGCCAACAACCUCACAGCCUACAGUUUGGGAAGGUGGUAGUGUAUGGGAUCUUCCCCUUGACACCACGACUCCAGGACCUGCCCUUGAACAGCUUCAGCAGAUGGAGAAGGCCAAAGCUGCAAAGCUAGAACAGGAGAGAAGAGAGGCAGAAAUGAGGGCAAAACGGGAAGAGGAGGAGCGAAAGAGGCAAGAAGAACUCCGGAGACAACAGGAGGAAAUCCUUCGGAGGCAGCAGGAGGAAGAAAGGAAGAGGCGGGAAGAGGAAGAGCUCGCCCGAAGGAAACAGGAAGAAGCUCUGCGACGUCAAAGGGAGCAAGAAAUUGCAUUAAGGCGACAGCGAGAAGAGGAAGAAAGACAACAGCAAGAAGAAGCUCUUAGGAGACUGGAAGAGAGAAGGAGAGAAGAGGAGGAAAGGCGGAAGCAGGAGGAGUUGUUACGCAAGCAGGAGGAGGAGGCUGCAAAAUGGGCCCGGGAAGAAGAAGAAGCCCAGCGUCGAUUAGAGGAGAACCGGCUGAGAAUGGAAGAGGAGGCGGCCCGACUCCGGCAUGAAGAGGAGGAGCGGAAGAGGAAGGAGCUGGAGCUGCAGCGGCAGAAGGAGUUAAUGCGCCAGAGGCAGCAGCAGCAAGAGGCCCUCCGGAGGCUGCAGCAGCAGCAGCAGCAGCAGCAGCUAGCGCAAAUGAAGCUUCCCUCUUCUUCCACGUGGGGCCAGCAGUCCAAUACAACAGCAUGUCAGUCCCAGGCAACGCUGUCAUUGGCUGAAAUCCAAAAACUAGAAGAGGAACGAGAACGGCAGCUUCGAGAAGAGCAAAGGCGGCAGCAGAGGGAAUUGAUGAAAGCUCUCCAGCAGCAGCAGCAGCAGCAGCAGCAAAAACUCUCAGGUUGGGGGAAUGUCAGCAAACCUGCAGGUACUGCGAAGUCUCUUCUAGAGAUACAGCAGGAAGAAGCCAGGCAGAUGCAGAAGCAACAGCAGCAGCAGCAGCACCAGCAACCAAACAGAGCCCGGAACAAUACGCAUUCCAACUUGCACACCAGCAUUGGGAAUUCUGUUUGGGGCUCUAUAAAUACUGGUCCCCCUAAUCAGUGGGCGUCUGACCUAGUCAGUAGUAUCUGGAGUAAUGCAGACACUAAAAACUCCAACAUGGGAUUCUGGGAUGAUGCAGUGAAAGAGGUGGGACCUAGGAAUUCUACAAAUAAAAAUAAAAACAACGCCAGUCUCAGUAAAUCUGUAGGUGUGUCUAACCGGCAGAAUAAGAAAGUAGAAGAAGAAGAAAAGUUGCUGAAGCUCUUUCAGGGAGUAAAUAAAGCCCAAGAUGGAUUUACCCAGUGGUGUGAACAGAUGCUUCAUGCCCUUAAUACGGCAAAUAACUUGGAUGUUCCCACAUUUGUUUCUUUCCUGAAAGAAGUAGAAUCUCCUUAUGAGGUCCAUGAUUAUAUUAGGGCCUAUCUAGGAGAUACAUCUGAGGCCAAGGAGUUUGCCAAGCAGUUCCUCGAGCGCCGUGCCAAACAGAAAGCCAACCAACGGCAGCAGCAGCAACAGCAGCAGCAGCAGCAGCAGCAGCAGCAGCAGCAGCAACAGCAGCAGCAGCAGCAGGACUCUGUGUGGGGAAUGAAUCACAGUGCACUCCAUUCAGUAUUUCAGACCAAUCAAAGCAACAACCAACAAUCCAAUUUUGAGGCCGUACAAAGUGGCAAGAAGAAGAAAAAGCAGAAGAUGGUCCGAGCGGAUCCCAGUUUAUUAGGGUUUUCAGUCAAUGCUUCAUCAGAGCGACUCAAUAUGGGUGAAAUCGAGACUUUGGAUGACUACUGAGCACCUGCCAGUGGACUGGCCUUCCUUCUCCUCUCUGCUGACCAUGGAUUCUCCACCUUUGGACACAACACUUACUCACCAUUUACUCUUUAUCACUCUGCAACAAAUCACAGAACCGAUCAUCUCAGGCUUUUUCUUCUAGCCCUUUGUGUCCAAAAUUCUUUAAAUUGUUUUUGUUGGUGAGCAUCUCAGACUAGAUAAGUGGACUGGACCCUGUGUCUUGGGGGUGGCAGUGGGGAUUCCUCCCCAACAAGGCUGAUUUUGGGCAGCACCUGUUUACUGUGCCGUGAUUUCAUCUACUGUGUCCCAGAAAGUUGUUGGGAUCUGCCAAUAGCUAUUUACUUUCUUAUGUCACUUUUUUCCCUCCUAUUUUCUUUUUCUUCUUUUUAACUCCCCGUAAGAGCAAGGGGUCUAACUGGUGCAAUCGUGAAAAGAGUUAAUGGUAACAGACAUUGGCCAGCCACACAAUGCCAUGAACUGUGACUUGAGUGUCCAACAAGACAGUCAGAGCACCCCCAGUCUGAAGGUUGCAUUGCCACUGUUAACUCUGGGAUUGCAUCAAAGAGGCCCUGAGUGGGGUGGAGUUUAGAUUGGAUUGGUUUGAUGUUGCACACCCCUCGCCUGUUCUUUCUGAGCAUCCUUUCGGAGAAAGGAUUCAUGUUUUUCUUCAUUAGGUAGUGACUUCCAAGCAAGCUGACUUCUCCCUUGGCAUACUCCAACCUGAUUGGACAAAGGAAACUCUAUGGCCUGGGAGAAGAACUUAUUCUUAAUUUUUCCUUUCUUACAAAAACUGAUUUUUCCCAUAAAUAUUUUUACUUCAGAGGACUAGGACCAGUUUGUUUUGGGCCUUUCUGCUGAAAAUUUGUCUCGUUUAAGAGGCAGCUAGGAUCUUUACCAUAUGUAUGAAUUUGUAUAAUUUCAUUUUGGAUAGGGAUAAACUUUUGCUUCUGAUAAAAGCCCGGAAUUUCAUCUGGUUCCUCAGAGCAUUGUGUGUGUGUCUUGCUGUGGCCCCAAAAGGUUCUGUUUAAAGAUUCUGGAAUGGCAAGUUGCUUGCCUUUUCCGAAAAGAAAACAUACAAAACCUGACCAUCUUUAAGACCUUCAUCCAUGGAAACCACUACACAGGAGAAUGCAGUGGGGUGGAGGGGAUGGGAGAGAAUGGGGGAGAGAAGCCUGGCUUUGGCUUCUGAUCAUGGCCCCCUAAUACCCCUUCACUUCAGUUACAGACGUAUUCAAGCCCUAUUUAUAAACAAGUACUCUUCCUGCCUCCCUCAGCCCCCCACAGAACAUCACCUGGAAUUGCCAAUCACACUUUGGUCUGGAGCCAUUGGACCGUCCGUCCCUGUGUGAGAAGUGCUGUGGUUCGGUGGCUCCUAGUCGAGCACCUUUUCUUUCUGUCAUCAUUGCCUGAAGAAGGCUGGAGUUGCUCUGAGAGCAGUUUGGUUUUGGCUGAUUAUAUUUGGUUUCUAUUUUUAUUCUUUUGGGUCACCAUUCUCCCUAUCCCUUCUUGCCUUCCUCCCUCCCUCCCAAACAUGUACAAUAACUAUACAGAGACUGCUACAAACUUGUAUAUAGUUUUUGGAUCAAAUAGCAUGAGGAGAUGGGGAACCAUUCAAACUUGGGACUCCUGCUCUCCUUUGCUUUGUAAAUUCAAAAGUGGGGGGUGGGGAAGAGGGAUAGUUAAAAUGUUUACAAAACUUUAAGCUCCCUCGGAACUUUUGCCAGUGUGGAGGAAAAUAAAAAAGAACUUAAAUAAAACAUGGUGGUAUUCUGUCUGA
Messenger RNA from Felis catus (domestic cat), 6192 nucleotides. RefSeq names its product GRB10 interacting GYF protein 2 (gene GIGYF2). Gene Ontology annotation, molecular function: protein binding. Lineage: Eukaryota; Metazoa; Chordata; Mammalia; Carnivora; Felidae. Gene Ontology annotation, biological process: insulin-like growth factor receptor signaling pathway. Gene Ontology annotation, cellular component: proximal dendrite; vesicle; membrane. The coding region runs from base 1269 to 4415 and encodes 1048 amino acids. The transcript has 21 exons. The record is from RefSeq and is a predicted model, not a curated record.